GCCAGCAGUAUGAGCAAGCAGACUUCAGAGACUGAGCUCCCCUUUUAAUCACAGAAGUUGUUGUUUUCUCUCAGUGUCAGUGGUUGCUGUUUCAGCCUAGGCUUUUAUAUGUAUAUAUUAUUCCUGGACUAACGAAAGCUUGAAGUGCUGCUUGCCCUGCAAUACCAAAUUUAUGGAUGAGGAGACAACUUCAGCUUGCCAGGUGAUAAUUUGGCACCCUUAUGUCAGUGUUAAAAUCCCUACAGCUGUAAAUAUUUAUUUGAUAUUAAAUACACUCCAGCUAACACAUUGUCAUAUUAAUAAAUCUAACCUUAAAUAAAACAUGUGCUCUCCACCUUUUAUUCAGACUAUAAAAAUCUUGAUUCUUGCUCUGUGCAUUCUCAGCUUAUUACUGAGAAAAGCUUGUUUUCUUUUCUAAUACAACAUUCUGCUUCUUGUAUUUCACCUCUUACAGCUUUUGCAAAGUUUUGGUUUGCUAGGACAAGCACGGUGAGGGCAUUAGGACCAAGAGAAAGACGCACACAUUGCUCUGUAUUAUGUCUGGCAAAGUGCUUCCUGACUGAGUGCUGUAGUUAUGUGUGAAACAAAGUCAGGGACCGACUACUUCUCAUCUGUUGAUCACAGUUAACUUGAAGCCUCAGAACGGGGGAGAGCUGUCAGAUCUGCUUUCAGAGAUACAGUGCUUCAAUCCAGGCAGCAUUGGAAACUUUGAAGAAGCAGGAUCUACUCUGGAAGGAAACUAUGAGAAACGGGACUUCUUUCAACUUAGAAUUUUAAAAGGGGAAAAAAAAAUCAAAGCUUUAGCUACUCUUUCAAUCAGCAAAGCAUGCACUUUCCUAGCUAAGCUGUGACUCCGUGUAAUAAAGGAUCUACUUUAUCUCACUGGAUCCAUGCUACGUUUUAUUACAUAUGUUCUUGAGGAAGAAGUGCAGAUAUGGAUCACGUAAGCUGCAGUUUCUCUUGUUGUUUCUGAUGCUGGGUUUUUUGCUACUAAUGGUUACAACGCUGAAUCCACCUCCCAGCAACCAGAGCAAGGAAGGGACUUUCCAGCCUGUGGAGUUCAACCCCCGGGAAGGGUAUCAGAUGGACUUUGUGGAGACCCAAGAGAUGCUGGAAACCCAGGAGGAGAGCCAGCAGUAUUACCCUUUGGAUGGUCUGUCGCCUUUCAUCUCCCUGCGGGAGGACGAGCUGAUCAUGGCCGUCGUGUCGCCCAGCGGCAAAAGGAACCACAGCAAGGCCAGGAAGGGCUAUCGCGUGGUGAAGCAGCAGAGCCGGCGGCCGGAGGGGAAGGCAGAGGGGGGCCCCGAGUCGCGGCCGCUGCCCCUUCCCCUGCAGGACGGGCGAGCGGCUGCUGCGGGGCAGCGCCCGCUCGGCCCGGGGGCGCACGGCUUUAACGCCGAGCUCAGCGAGCGGAUCGCGCUGCGCCGGGACCUGCCUGAGGUACGGCACCCGUUGUGCCUACAGCAAAAAUAUGACUCCAGUCUGCCUACUGCUAGUGUCAUCAUCUGUUUCCAUGAUGAAGCCUGGUCUACUCUGCUGAGAACUGUGCACAGCAUUAUGGAUACAGCCCCAAAGGCCUUCCUCAAGGAUAUCAUCCUAGUCGACGAUCUCAGCCAGCAAGGGCCCCUGAAGUCAGCUCUGAGUGAAUACAUCUCUAAGCUGGAUGGUGUGAAGCUCAUCCGGAGCAACAAGAGGCUUGGAGUCAUCCGAGGUCGGAUGCUAGGAGCUGCAAGGGCUACUGGGGAUGUGCUCAUCUUCAUGGAUUCCCACUGCGAGUGUCAGAAAGGCUGGCUGGAACCCCUCCUGGCCAGGCUCUCCAGCAGCCGAAACAGUGUCGUCUCCCCUGUCAUAGAUGUCAUAGACUGGAAGACCUUUCAGUACUAUCACUCUGUGGGCUUGCAUCGAGGUGUUUUUGAUUGGAAAUUAGAUUUUCAUUGGGAACCAGUGCCAGAGCAUGAAGAGAAGGUACGACAGUCUCCCAUCAGCCCUAUCAGGAGUCCUGCAGUAGCUGGUGCAGUGGUGGCCAUGGAUCGCCAUUACUUCCAAAAUACUGGAGCUUAUGAUUCUGACAUGACCAUGUGGGGAGCAGAAAACCUGGAACUAUCUAUUAGGACAUGGCUCUGUGGUGGCUCUGUAGAAAUUAUCCCAUGCUCCCGAGUUGGGCACGUGUAUCGAAGUCGCUUCCCCCAUAGUUUCUCCUAUGAAGAGGCCAUUGUGAGGAACAAAAUCCGAAUAGCAGAGAUCUGGCUGGGCUCCUUUAAAGAGAACUUCUACAAGCAUGACACAGUGGCUUUCUUAAUCAGCAAGGCAGAGAAGCCAGACUGCAGUGAGCGCCUUCAGCUUCAGAAGAGACUGGGCUGUAGAAAUUUCCAGUGGUUUCUAUCAAAUGUGUACCCUGAACUCUCCCAGCCUGGAGACACACCAAGACUCUCUGGCAAGCUUUACAAUACUGGCACUGGCUUCUGUGCAGAUUACAGGCCUGGAAGAGCUACUGCAGAAGGGUCUAUUGAACUCUCCCCUUGCAGUGACAGUGUCACCCAGAACUUUGAAUAUAACAUGAAGGAAAUCUUACUUGGUUCUGCUCCACUGCUUUGCUUUGAUGUCAGACACGGGAAGGUUGUCCCUCAAAACUGUACAAAGGAGACAGAUAACAGCAACCAGCACUGGGAUGUCCAGGAGAAUGGAAUGAUUGUCCAUGUCCUGUCUGGCAAAUGCAUAGAGGCAGCAAAGAGUGAAGAUGAGAAGGACUUGUUUCUGUAUGCGUGUAACAAGAAUGCAAAUCAGGUGUGGCAAUUUGAACGUUCCCAUGGGCUACGUCAGAGGUGACUGGCAGGUCGCUACAGAAGUCAAGUCUCCAAAGUUUAACAUUACUUCUGCUUGGGAUUUAAGAUGCAUUUCCUGCAAGGACAAGAAAGAUGUUUGUGUUUGCUGUAGCAUGCAAGGAAGUCAGGAAUGUCUCUUGUUUAAAAGCCUGGCUCCUGGUUAAUCCAGCUCUAGCUAAAAUUUCUAUUUAUUCUGUGAAGCAGGGAAUAGAGAAAUUGUGAGAAUCAAUAAAUUCUCAACUCUGCUAUUGCAGAAGACAUUUAGGUUUGCCCUUUGAUGGAAACAUGGAAAAUUGGCUGCCAGACAGCUUGUCUUCAGUAUAUGCUAUGACUUUUGAGGAUACAGGAAAAGUGAGAUUUUUGAAACUGCAAGAGGAUGCCAGCUAAACCAGGGCAGGAGUUUAACCUUGUUUUACAGUGCCCUCAACUCAUAUAAAACAAAGUAGGUUUUGUAUGUAUAAAAGUAAUAAAUGUUUCCACAUGUAAUGGCAAAAAUUUUGUUUUGCAGUUAACCUGAGCCAAAUUUCUACUCUCUGUGAGAUUACACAGAGCAUAAAUUAACACUUAAUUAGGCAUUAAUUGCUCUAAUUGACUUGGACUAUUGACAGUCCUCAGUGUUUGGCACACCCUUCCUUAAAUCCUUAUCCACAGUCUAAUUUGGAUGGGAGAAUGACUGAAAUAUUAAUAACUUUUUUUUUGUUGUUUUUUUUUUUUUUAAUUAUAUUUUAGGACAACUCCUCAGGAAACUUUUGCAGUAGUAAGGAGGGUAACAACUUCUCUGCUUAUUUGGGAAUAGAAAGAAUUGGCAGCAUCCAUUUGCUCUUGUAAAGCCAUGGGAUGAGCUUACUAUUAUUACUAUUAUUAUUAUUAUUAUUACUAUUAUUAUUACAGUAACAGAAGUGCUGGCUGAAAACAGAAAGUGAAGGGAAACAGCCAGUUUCAACAGUGGCUACCUAGGAACAAAAUACUGGUUUUGCUUCCAUUUGCUUGCAGCCUGAGUUAAGUCUUUCAGGCUGUCAGUUUUAGCCAAGAAGAUUGUGUAGAUUCUUGCUGUUGUGGGUCUUCGAGAUGAUCCUGAAAAAAACAAAUUUUCUAAAGAAGUUUCUUCUGUAGAGCCUACAUUGCUGCUGACCUGCUGUCUUUCAAAGGAGUGAAUGAGAGAUGAGGUUAAAUAACAAGAAUGGUCUCACACAAUAUGAACUUAGCCAAGCAAACUUCCACCUCAGUAUCUCAUUAGGGUACUUUCCUUUCCGAAGAUAAAAUCAAUUAAAUCAAUGAUGACACUUCCCAAGAGCCUGCUAAGAGUCUUCCCACAUCAACACCUGAUUUAUAGUAUAACUCUGAUCAACAUCUGAUUUAUAGUAUAAAUCAAUCACAGUCCUAUGUACAUAUUAAAGGGGAAGGGUAUCAUUAAUGAAAUUCAUUUAGGUUUUGAAUUAUUUCCAAGAGACAGAAAAUUGUGGGUUUUUUUUUUAAAUGUACAGCACAUUGUUUAAACUUUAGAGAAUGGAAGGACUAACAGAUUAUUCUGCUUAGAGCCUUCCAGUUACCUGCUCUCAGUAAAUCACAAUAAAUUGGUAUCAAGCAAAACUGAUUACAACAGAGGACACGAAGAGUAUUCUCUGUUGUGUUGUCCAAAACAUCUCCCAGUGUCUAACUCUCUGUCUACUUUGAGUGCUAAAGAUUCCACACUGUGUUAAGACAUCACUCCAAUCAUCUUGAUUACCACUUAUGCUUUCUUUGAUAGCAUCAGAAUCUCUUACUAUUUCUGCUGUAUCAUUUAAAAUCUCCUGAGACAUUCUGGAAAAUGCUUUAAUUUUCAGCUAAGAUGAAGAUAGCAACCUCUUCCAGAACACCAAGUGAUACCUGACCAUUGCCCAAAUCCAGGGUGAGAAAAGAGAAUUUUAAAAAUUGCAUAAAUGCUGUUUUAAUGACAUGUGAUGCUUUUAUUUUAAAUUAUGAGUAUGCCAGGUUUUUAAAUUAUGUAUUAUUUAUUAUAUUUUGGACACCACACUGGGAAUAUAAUUCCUUCAGAAUUUAGGUAAAUGUUAAAAAAAUGUGUAUACAAAUAUGGCAAUUGACCACAAGUGAUAUUUAUCACAAAGAAGAAUGAAAAUAUUUCUGGUUUAGAGAGGAAAUGUUUGGAAUUUCAGAGACAUGGACAUCUUCAUUUACACUACUUUUCAAUAUUGUGAUAAAAACAUAGAAAAUAAGGUUUGCUGUAGAUAUAUGUACCAUAGAAAAAUAUGUUACCUAAUACCUCUUCAAAAAAUAAAAUUAAAAUCUAUGGUGCAGUGCCAUUUAGAAAAUAAUUGUUAAUGCACUUGUUUUACUUACUAACAGAGUAAAUGUAUGUUUGGUUUCCAAGGGAACUAAAUUCCAGAGCAUGGGCCAGAAGGGGACAUGGAUUGUGGAGCACACUUCCCUCUAAUAGAAACAUAACUUAGAACACACAAAUUAAAAAAAAAAAAAAAAAAACCCAAAAAACCACCCAACAAACAAAAACAAACAAACAAAAAAAAACCCAAAGGAAAGCAUCUAUCCCUGUUUUUCCUAUUUUCUUUCCUAUAUGGCUUUUAAAUGGAUUGGUUGGUUGUACCAAUACUGUUUCCUCAUUGUGGUCAUUUAGACUUUGCCCCUGUGGUUACAUCUAUCAGCUACUCUUCUCCUCAUGGAACUGGGCUCAACAAAGAGUGGUGGCUAAGUAUGCUGGUAUAUUUUCUUCAUUUCUACCCAUCUUUCAUUUAAUACUAGCACACAAUGAUGCUUUGAGCACCACAAAACAUAGAAUUACAUUCAGUUCUCUAUUUAGACAUGGUCAACAUUCCAGGUUCCACUAAUUCCCGUGACAGGAGAGAAACGUAAGGACAAAAUGUUUCAGGUAAGAAUUAAACAGUUUAAACUUUGAAGACCUCCAAAUGAGAGCCUCAGGCAAGAGCAAAGGAAUUCCAGCAUAACAAAUAAAUACCUUAUAGUGUAACUCCACCUGUUUCUUUGAAUUUCACAACCCAGGCACAGUGCUUUGAGCCAAACCCACCCAUGAAGCUGAGCUAAAAGGUCAGAUUCAAGAACAGGUCACAUUUUGGUUGACAGCACUUACUAAACAGUCUAGUUUAUUCCUCUCCCAGCUCAUAGAAAAUGGAAAAAAAUAGAGUUGAAAUACUGUUCAGAGUACUUUUAAACUGAGCCCCAGUUGAUGCAGUUGGUGUUGGCCAUAGGCUGGGGUUUGUCCUGUUAGGUGAGGUGCCAUCACUGGCACAGAGAAGCAAUGGCAGAAUUCCUCUCCAUGUGUUAUGCUGAAGUCUAAACGGGGAUGGGAGGUUUACCAACCUUCAUGCUAAAUCCUGUAGCACAGAAAUGUUGAGGGUAUCUCUCAGUCCAGGUGUAAGUGCCUCCAGGUCCUGUCAUGAAGAUGUUCAUUGAGAUGUUAUACUGUCUGCUGAUUGAAAUGCAAUAGCUUCCAUUUCUGAUAUACCCAGGAAAGAAUGGAACUAUGUUCAGGCAUCCUAGACAAGAACAGUAACAGCCCAGGUUUCCAUAACAGCUGGAAGGUGACAUAUGAGUUAGAGCUUUCAGAUGCUGACUUUGUAUCUCAUUUUAACUCAAGCAGUUCUAUUCAAACUGCAAACAUAUUGGAAUAGAGUAAAAAAGGAGUGUUUUGCAAAUAGGUAACAUGUUUUUAAGCUCAUGUUUUUAAGCUAUGCAAACUGCACGUGUCUGCCCUGAAUAAAGUGUAUCAGUGCACAGAGAAACAUA
Lonchura striata (white-rumped munia) is the source of this 6578-nucleotide messenger RNA. RefSeq names its product polypeptide N-acetylgalactosaminyltransferase 15 (gene GALNT15). Gene Ontology annotation, molecular function: polypeptide N-acetylgalactosaminyltransferase activity. Gene Ontology annotation, cellular component: Golgi apparatus. Gene Ontology annotation, biological process: protein O-linked glycosylation. Lineage: Eukaryota; Metazoa; Chordata; Aves; Passeriformes; Estrildidae. The record is from RefSeq and is a predicted model, not a curated record.